Messenger RNA from Plasmodium fragile, 798 nucleotides. RefSeq lists its product as uncharacterized. Bases 1 to 798 code for a protein of 265 amino acids. The transcript has a single exon. Lineage: Eukaryota; Apicomplexa; Aconoidasida; Haemosporida; Plasmodiidae. Gene Ontology annotation, biological process: proteolysis. The record is from RefSeq and is a predicted model, not a curated record. Gene Ontology annotation, molecular function: cysteine-type peptidase activity.
AUGAAAAAGUCCUAUUGGUUGUUACGUAACAGUUGGGGUUCUCACUGGGGAGAUGACGGCAACUUCAAGGUCGACAUGUAUGGUCCGCAUGGAUGCCAACAGAACUUUAUCCACACCGCUGCUGUCUUCAACCUAGACAUGCCCCACUUCCAGUCGUCUGUAACGGACACAGAAUUGUACAGCUACCACUUGAAGAGCUCCCCCGAUUUGUACAAGAACCUUUAUUAUAGCGCAUUGGGUGGAAGUGGCAGCUCGCCGAAUCACGCCAUUCACGGGCAGGAAGAAACAGUGGAUGGAGCAACAUCUACAUUGACAGUUCAAGGACCGGAAACUGCGCCAACAGGGUCGGUCGUAGGAAACACAGUUUCAAGUGAACAAGCUCCAGGAGCAAAACAUACGCAAGUAGAAGGACAACCACAACAGACGGGAGGAAGUCCACCACCACCAUCAACACCACAGCAACCAACAGAAAAGGUAGAGGAGCCAACUGCACCGAGCAGUGACGCAUCAGGGGAGAAGUCCAUUGAAGAAGUGGUAAACGAGAAAUUACCCCAAAUUAUUCACGUGUUGAAACACAUUAAGCAGACCAAAAUGGUGACGAGAGCAGUCACGUACGAGGGUGAGUACGAGUUGGGAGAUCACUCCUGUAUACGAACCGAAGCAUCAUCUGUGGAGAAACUAGAUGAGUGCCUACAAUUUUGUAAUGAAAAUUUUUACAAGUGCAAAGGGACAAUUUCACCAGGGUAUUGUUUAACCAAGCUGCAUGAAACGAACGACUGCAAUUUCUGCUCUGUGUGA